GAAGAAUCCAGCGGCUGAAUUUCAAUACAGUUAACCGGGACUGAAAGGAAACAUGCUGGAAUAUAAAUCAUAUGGCUCAUUUCAAACUCACCUCAACUGGUAUUCACAUCGGAGAUGGAUGUAAUGACAUCAAGCUGGUGUGAUUCCAGAAAGUCUAAUGGAUAGUCCCUAACAGGAGGAAUGUGUCCUUUAUAACAAGUGUGUGGUUGCCUUAGAGGAUCUGAUAUCUGAUCACCUUUGAACUCUUUGAGGACAAAAUUGAAAUAUGGCACAGUCUCUGUAGAAGUGAAAUAACUAAUAGACAUCAUCAAUCAACAGGGUGUAAGCAUCACAUCCUAAAUACAGAAGAUCCCUGCAAUAUAACAAUCUUCAAUUGCAAAGCAGUAGCCAUGGCAACCAAAUAUAAAGUUCAAUGGAAACAAGAAGCCAUGGAAACCACAAACCCUGUUUGGCACCUGUUUUUGACCCCAUGGAUUAUUUUGGCUGGAGUUUUACAAGCAACUGUGGCAAAUGAAUAUGAUAUCACAGCGCGCAUCAGUUUCCCAUACAAUGCAGAAGGGCGAUCAGUGAGAGUGUUCUCGGUAGAUGGUGUAUAUAACUAUUCAACCCUUCUGCUGAUCCCAGAGGAACACAAGCUCUACGUGGGAGCCAGGGAGAACAUAUUCUCUCUCAACUUGGACAACAUCAGCGCAGCGUAUCUACAGAGAACACUCACUUGGAGCACUCCAGAACAGAAGAGGAAAGAGUGCAGCUUCAAGGGAAAGGACCCUCAGACUGACUGUUUCAACUACAUCAAGAUUUUACUUCCUCUGAACAGCACACAUCUGUAUGUGUGUGGAACAUAUGCCUUCAGCCCCACCUGCGCUUAUAUUAACAUUUCAAGUUUCUCCCUGGAAAGAGAUGAACAGGGUGAGCAUGUUAUGGAGGAUGGACGUGGACGCUGCCCUUUUAAUCCAGAAUAUAAAUCUGCCGCUACUAUAGUGGACGGGGAGCUGUAUACUGCUACUGUCAGUAACUUCCAGGGAAAUGAACCCACCAUAUAUAGGAGUCUUGGGUCUGGCACUCCUCUCAAAACCGAAAACUCUCUCAACUGGCUCCAGGAUCCAGCAUUUGUGGCCUCCGCUCAUAUAACUGGUAUAGACAACGACAGGGGUGAUGAUCAGGUCUACUUUUUCUUCAGUGAGAUGGGGAAGGAGUUUGACUUCUUUGAUAGCACCAUAGUGUCCAGGAUUGCACGUGUGUGUAAGGAGGAUCAGGGUGGGGAGAGAGUCUUGCAGAAGAAGUGGACCACAUUUCUGAAAGCUCAGCUCUUGUGUUCUCUACCGAAUGAUGGCUUUCCUUUAAACAUCAUCCAGGAUGUAUAUGUGCUUUCAGCACAACACAAGAAAGACACUCUCCUCUAUGCAGUUUUCACUUCUCAGUGGAGCAAAGGUUUGGCAGGCAGUUCGGCUGUGUGCGUGUUCAGCAUGGAUCAGGUUGAGAAAGCUUUUAGUGGCCGUUACAAAGAAGUCAACAGAGAGACACAGCAGUGGUACACACACACUCACUCUGUACCUGAACCACGACCUGGAAUGUGUAUUACUAAUGCUUCAAGGCAGCUGGGAAUAGAGUCGUCCCUAGAUAUGCCAGAUAAGGUACUAAACUUUGUUAAAGACCACUUCCUGAUGGACAAUCCAAUCAAAAGCCAGCCUGUGCUGUUCACAAACUCUGUACAGUACACACAAAUCGCUGUGCACCGCGUACAAGGCCUCCAAAGGGUUUACGAUGUGAUUUUCAUUGGGACAGAUAAUGGACGUUUGCAAAAGGCUGUGAAUGUGGCUGGUACAAUGCACAUUAUUGAGGAGAUCAGUUUGUUCCCAGAGCCACAACCUGUACAACACAUUGAGCUGGACUCAACAAAGGGUUUAUUAUUUGUGUCGUCACACUCUGGUAUUGUGCAGCUGCCAGUAGCAAACUGCAGUUUCCAUAACAACUGUGGGGAGUGUAUUUUAGCCAAAGACCCAUACUGUGCCUGGACUGGCACACAUUGCACUGACGUCACACGCACCCCACCACAAACCAAUUGGCAGCAGGACAUUGAGGAAGCAGACACUUCAUCAAAAUGUAACAGCACCAAGUUCAAAGCUGACUUUGAGAGCAAAGUGUUACUGCACGUGUUCCCAAGUUCCCAAGCAUCUGAUUGUGAGCAAAUCAUCAUCCCUGCUAACACUCUUCAUCUACUGCCAUGCAAGCUUCGCUCCAACCAUGCCCACAGAAAAUGGUUAUACAAGCCAGAUGUAGGUCACUUCCUGUUCCGCAGCCCAGAUGGUGGAUUGGUAGUCAGUGGCCGAGCAGGCAGUGAAGAGGUCUUCUCGUGUUGGUCAGAGGAGCAUGGCUUUUGGCAACUCUUGGCCAGUUAUUGUGUUAUGGUGGAGCCUUUAUCUGAGUCUACAACCAAUAAAGUUUGGAUAGAUGCACCUCUGAUAUUCCAGGAUGUAUCAUCAGACAUCCUUUCCGGUGAAUCGGAACGCUCUGCUCAACAACGUGUAAAGACAUAUGGCACGGAGCUGGCAGUAGUGUGUGUGUUGCUAGCCAUGUGUGUGCUUUCGUUUGGACUGUCCUGGUUAUACCGACACAGGGGCUGGAUGAAGGAGGUGCUGAGGGGGGGAGAGCAGACUGGAGGAGCUCAGAAGAGCACAGUCAAGCCUGGGGAGAGUUUUCCACUGAAUAGUGGUGUGCUACCAACCUCCCCAUCAGACCACAAAAGCUACCAGACCUUGGAGGAAAACUGUGGCUACAUAAUCCCUCCAUCAGAUACUACCAGCACAAAUGCAUUAACGCAGCACAACACCAAAGAAGCACAGACACUCAACCAAGCACCGCAGAGUGGGUUCCAAGAGAGUCAUGUGGAGUUCAAUGACAUUUGCCCUCGCCCACGGGUCCGGCUGGGCUCUGAGAUCAGAGACUCUGUGGUGUAGAGUACACUUUUUAUCACUCCUAGCUGAGAAUUACACACAAAUACCAUGCAACACACUUAAUGUUCAUAUGGUUCAGUCAAUUGGCAGCUUUCAUGAGAAUGUGAGCGAAUCAAGGAACAGAGAGGAAGUGCCACUAUAAGUCAGAGGUGCUUCAGAGGCAAUCUCUCUAAAGAGUUGUACUCAUGUGUGUUGCCAAAUGUUUUUUAUUUGAGACAAUGCCCUCAACUUCUACCCCUAAAUCAGCUCCUUGACUCUUUUCUGUUAUUUUUUAAUUAAUCACAGAGUUGAUUGCAUUAAUAUGAGGUAGAUAAUCAUGAAACAUUAGAUAUGAUUUCUGAGAGGAAAACAUGAGGAAGAGUGGAGAAGAUGAGGGAACAGAAUCGAGAUGGGACCAAUUAUUGCAUAACUGGUGCUGGUGCUAAUAUCACUGCCAAACAAGAGUAAUGAUGCUGCACAACUUGGCAUCAAAUCCAUAAGGUUGUGCCAUAUGUCUGUUUGCAUUACUUUGCUAUUUUCCUGCUAAGGUGGAGUGCAUGUGUGUUCAUGUUUGAAUCUUUUAACCAAAUGGGAAAUUACUGACAGCUGAAACAGUAUGAAACCCUUAGCCCAUUCGCUCCACUUACAUAUUAUACCUGCACUGAACACCAGGCAGUUCAAAGCAACGAGCUUGUUAGCAUCACCAAACUUGGUUACUUCCUCAUAAACAUUAAUUGUCUUUUUAGUGGGGGGUGUCCCCACUAAAGCAAUUUCUAAGCAAUUUUGUGAAUUAGUAGGUUAGUGUUUUUUGUUCUGAUUCAAAUGCAUCAUAAAAGUCUUCAUGUUAGUAAAGUGCCUGGUGUAAGAUGGUGGUAUGAGGUGUAUGGAAACAUUAGAUGUGUAAUUAAUCAAAGAAUGAAUAACGACAAGGUUUCUUGAUACCUUAAAAUGUGCAUUUGAAGAGUUGUAUGAAAAUGUAUAACACAAGUCAUAGACAAAUGAUGUAUUGCAAUACACAAACAGGCUAUGGAUAAUUGUGUUCGGUAAAGCAUAGUGCUGUGGAUGUGCACAGUUAAAACAAUAACAAAACAAAACAAAAAAAGACGAUACUGUAUAAUAAUGCAGUAUAAUAGAAUGUAAAGAGUCAGAAAAGAGCAGUCAAAUUACAUGUGGGUGCAGUGGACAACAGGUACAGGUGGUGAAAUCUCUGAUUCCAGUGGUAAAAAGCAGCAAAUCUGUUUUAUCAUUAAAAAUAACAAUUUUAAACUUACUACACAUGCCCUCUCUCACACAAACACAUCCAUGCACUAACUAUUUUCAUCCUUGCUCAUAAAAACUUCCAUUCCACUUAAGCAAAACUCUGUAUAACCUCUAUUAACUUAACUGUGAAAUGUUUGAUGUGGUUUAAUUGUACUACAUUCCACUCUCUUUUCAGCUCACAAUUGUGUAUUGAAGGACAAAUGUGCAUUUAGAUUGUGAUCUUUUAUACUAUAUUGAUACUGUUUUGCUGUUGUGUUUUACAUUGUACAUUCGAGCACUUUAUUUUAUUCUUAUCAGUAUUUGCAAGCUGUAGAUGUGGUACGUCACUGUCAGUAUCCUGGGAUAGUAUUGUAAGGUUUGCAUAUUAUUGGAGUGGUGAAUGAUCAUUGAGUAGACCUGAAUGAGUGCGGUCUCCAUAGUUUCAAGUGCAAAAUAAAGUUUUGCAUAAGUUUAAAUUGUCAGUCUGAAUAUCUUCAAAAUAAGGAGAGACCAAAAUGUGAUAUGGAUAGUUAUGGGCAAUUUUUGAAAAAUAAGAUCUUAAAUAAUACCAACAACAUAUUGCUUUGUAUGCAUCUUAAUUGUCAUGACUGUCUUGAACCAAACUGAUCCUAACAUGAUCAACCCCUAUACCUUCACUUAAAACCUAAGGACCAUGGACAGCAAUAUGCAAAGUUUAUAAGGACUUGCAUUCUAAGAAGUGAGUUUUAAGUAAUGAACAAAGCUUUGUAAAGACUUGUUAAUAUAACAGACUCAAACAGGGAUUUAUAUAAGAGGACUAUCUAUUAUGAACAGAAGAGCUUCAAAUACAAAAAAAAAAAUUAACUAGACAUUGAGCAAUGAGAUUAUUAAAAUGAUAGUAAUAUGAUUACUAUAAAACAUAUUUUUGUAUAUAGGUUAACACAGUAGUAUGGCCCAAUCUGAAUUUCUUCUUUCUCUCUUAAAGGAAUAUUCCAUGUUCAAUCAACAGCAUUUGUAGCAUAAUAUUGAUUACCACAAAUAUUACUGUUGACUCAUCCCUCCUUUUUUUUUUUUUUUUUUUAAUAGUACAAAUCUGGGUUACAAUGAGGCACUUAAUAUAGAAGUGAAUGGGGACAAUCCAUAAACAUUAAAAUACUCAUAUUAAUAUGCAUAUGCAUAUUAAUAUGAAUAUGCAUAUUAACAUGAUUUUAGUGUGAUAAAAUCACUUACUAACCUUUUCUGUGUUUAGUCAAUUUUACAUCUUUGUUGCCAUUGAUGAUGUAAUUUCAACAAACCCUAAAAUUACUGCAAAAAUCAAAUAUAUAUAUAUAUAUAUAUAUAUUUUUUACAGAAGAAUGAAAGCACUUUUAUAAAAUUAGAAGCUUCACAUUUCAGUCUUUAAACCCUCUAAAAAUUGGCCCCAUUCACUACUCACCAACUGUAACAGAUUUUAGCUUCUUUUUUUUAACCUUUGUAUGGGAUUGGGGUCAAAAAUGACCCUUUCUGAGCUUUGCUUCUUUACAAAACAUGGUUUCCUUCAUCUCAGCGGCAUUACCUAUCUACACACACACACACACACACACACACAAAACUGGGCUGGAUUCUGUUGGUGCGGUUGUGUGAAAAAAAGAAAGUACCUUUCAUGUUGUUUGGGGUCAAUUGGAAAUGAAUGGGAAAGAGGAUUAAACAGAGGGGUUUUAUUUGUAAAAUAAAAUUAUUAAAUCCACCACAAUGCAGAACACACACAAACAGAAAUAAAGGGGUGGUACUAUAACACAUUGCAGAAUGCAUGUGCUCACACACACAGAAAUUAAUUAAAAAAAGGAAAAGGUGUCAAGUGUGUCCCCGUAAAAAAAGAUGUGAAUGGCAGCAUAUGCACAAAAAAAAAACAUGUGGAGGCUCACACCUUUUUCAUGACCUUCAGCCAGAUGUGCGUGAACUUGUGAAAAAAAGACUAUGAUACUUAGUAUCAUUCUCACUGUUCUGGUUAAUUUUUUAUUGUUUUUUUUUUUUUACCAUGUUUCUUUUAAUAAAUAAUUUGAUGUUGCUCUUUAUUGCCAUUCAGUUGUCUGAAUGUUCUGAAUUUUAAUGCCUGCAAAAAUGCCAAGUUUGCUGUUGCAAAAUGUUAUUCUAGUACCAUGUUCACUCCUGUUAAUUUACAUUUAUUGCUGUUGGUUUUAUUGACGUGCUUUAUUUCUUCCCAUUACCUUAAUGGAUUAUUAAAUUGGAAUGUCUGAAAGGUGACAAAAAUCUUACUCUAUGUCUUGUCUUUGUAGUACCAUAGUAUGUACUGUAAUUAUGUAUGGGGCAUCAUAUCUAAAUUUAUAUCCAAACACAACUUGUUUAAGAACUAAAAACAAAUCAGAUUGCUACAACCUAUGGCUGGAAUGGACCUUUGCUGCCAGAUGCUUGUUAUAUAUUAUAAUUUAACUUAAUUUAACUUAAAAUUAACUUUUUUUUUAUUAUUGAAAAUGUUACCCUCCCCCCAAAAACAUUUAAAAAAACAUUUAGAGCGUUUAAAUAUUGAAGAAAGAGAUAUAACAUUUGUUUAAAAAAUAUAAUUUCGCUACAAUCACACCGUUAGUGUGUGGGAUAAAAAUUGACCCCCAUACCUAAAACAAAUGGAGACAA
Molecule: messenger RNA, 6782 nt
Organism: Xyrauchen texanus (razorback sucker)
Lineage: Eukaryota; Metazoa; Chordata; Actinopteri; Cypriniformes; Catostomidae
Gene: sema4bb
Product: sema domain, immunoglobulin domain (Ig), transmembrane domain (TM) and short cytoplasmic domain, (semaphorin) 4Bb
Exons: 15
Coding region: 390-2957 (855 amino acids)
Biological process (GO): neural crest cell migration; semaphorin-plexin signaling pathway; positive regulation of cell migration
Molecular function (GO): chemorepellent activity; semaphorin receptor binding
Source: RefSeq, a predicted model, not a curated record